AAUUUUGCCCCUGACCUCACGGCUUGGGCUCUGUUCACCUCUUUAGCUUAUUCUUCAGAUGCUGAAUUGAAGCAUAUAUACAAUUUAAACAUAUAUAUACAUAUCGACGAUCAAUCGACCGUUCAUUCUUAAUGCAACAAUCGCAAUAGCUUACCAAUUCUCCGAUUCUCAAGUCUUCUUGUUUGUGAUUGUUAGAUGGAAGCUGGCCAACAUCAUGAUGCUUCCCAUAAUGCUGAGACCACAGCUAGUGCAAACGAAUGUAGCAAUUUGAUGGAGAGCAAUUCUUUAGCAAAUGGGGCUAGCUCUGAUCCAAAAGUUAAAUCUGAAUGCAAGCCGGGAGAGAUUCUCCGAAACUUAGAGAAUGCCUCUUAUAUAUAUAGACAAGAUGUUGUGAAAAGCAAAACUGAUGAUAAAAUUGGGAUUGUGACCGAGGUUGCUGGUGAUUCAGAUUCAGAUAGCAGCUUAACUGAUGAUGAAGAUGAGGAUGAGGACAAUGGAGAAGAAGACGAAGACGACGAUGAUGAUGGUGGUCAGGAUGAUGAUGAUGGUGAUUCCAACUCGGAAGGCGAUAGGGAUAACAAUGAAAAGGCUGAGGAAACUGAUGAUGGGAACAAAGACCGUAGUGACUGUAAGAGUGAUCCGCUUACCGCAGACCAUGUUCGAGUCCUCUGGAUGGAUGAGUCUGAGUCAACAGAGAGUAUUAACAAUGUCACUGUUGUCGACAGAGGAUUUCUACAUGGUGAUUAUGUUGCUGCAGCUUCUGAUCCAACAGGUCAAGUAGGCCUGGUGGUUGAUAUUACUAUAUCUGUAGAUUUGUUAGCGUAUGAUGGAUCUAUUUUUAAAGAUGUCUCAUCUAGGGAGUUGAAACGUGUUCGGGAUUUUACAGUUGGUGAUUAUGUUGUCCUUGGCCCUUGGUUGGGUAGGAUUGAUGAUGUUUUUGAUAAUGUCACUGUGAUGUUUGAUGACGGUUCUGUAUGUAAAGUUAUGAAGGCUGACCCUUUACGCCUUAAACCAGUUGGUAGGAAUGGCCUUGAAGAUGGACAUUUUCCUUUCUAUCCUGGUCAGCGUGUAAAAGCAAGCUCAUCAUCAGUUUUCAAAAAUUCCAGAUGGUCAUCUGGCUUGUGGAAAGCAAAUAGGUUGGAAGGUACAGUAACUAAAGUUACUGUUGGUUCAGUUUUCAUCUACUGGAUUGCAUCUGCUGGAUAUGGGCCUGAUUCCUCCACUGCUCCAGCUGAAGAACAAAAUCCAAAGAACCUGAAACUGAUGUCUUGCUUUUCCCAUGCAAUCUGGCAACUAGGUGACUGGUGUCUGCUUCCUUCAUCCUCUUUUGCCUUGGACAAGCAAUUGUCAGAGUUACAACUUUGUGACUCCAACAAAACUGUAUCAGUAUCUUCUCAAUCUUUAGCAGAUUGUGAGUCAGAAGUUGUCAAUUUGGAGGAAUCAACAGGGAAUAGUGAAUGUAUGGACAUUGACGUGGAAUCUUCUGUGGAUGGAAAUUGUGAAACCUUAGAGCAUGAUUCCCUUGCAGAGUCCAGUACAUCUGCUAAUUCAUUGUCAGUUUCCAAGGAAUCAGGUCAAGACUCUUGGUCCCUUCAUCGUAAAAAGAUCCGCAAAGUUGUGGUUAGGAGAGACAAAAAGGCACGUAAAAAAGAAGAGAAUUUUGAAAGAGCUCUUCUAAUUGUGAAUACUAGAACUUCUGUUGAUGUUGCCUGGCAGGAUGGAAAAAUAGAAAGAAAUUUGGAAUCUACAUCCUUGAUCCCUAUUGAAAGCCCUGGAGAUCAUGAAUUUGUUGCUGAACAGUAUGUUGUAGAGAAAGCUGCUGAUAAUGCUGAGGAUUCUAAUGAUGUCAGGCGUGUUGGGGUUGUGAAAAGUGUUAAUGCAAAGGAACGCACAGCUUCUGUGAGGUGGCUAAAACUAGUUACCAGGGCAGAAGACCCUAAGGAGUUUGACAUAGAGGAAGUGGUCAGUGUAUAUGAGUUGGAGGGGCAUCCUGACUAUGACUAUUGUUAUGGUGAUGUUGUUGUUCGUUUGUUACCUGUUUCUCUUCCAGCAAAAGUGGGUUCUGCUGUGAAAUCUACAGAAGAAUCAGAACAUUUGUUGGUUCCAACUGAAGCUAAAGAAGAUGAGCAAAAGCAUUCGAGAUGCAAUGAAGCAGAAGCCACUCCAAGUGAUGAUGCUUGUUCCGAAUUUUCAGAUCUCUCUUGGGUUGGGAAUAUCACUGGACUCAGAAAUGGAGACAUUGAAGUCACGUGGGCUGAUGGGAUGAUAUCCCUGGUUGGGCCUCAAGCAAUUUAUGUUGUUGAUCGUGAUGAUGAUGAGUCUAUCGCGGCCGGAAGUGAAGUUGGUGAUGAUGCAGCUAGCUGGGAAACAGUUGAAGAUCAUGAAAGGGAGACCCUGGGGAAUGUAGAAGAGGAACUUGGAACAAUAAAUGCUACUUACAUCAGUAUUGAAGAUGAAGAUGGUGCGACGGCCACUGAAGAUUCAGGAGGGAAUGGGGCUCUGGCUAUUCCCCUGGCUGCACUAGGAUUUGUGACCAGGCUGGCUUCUGGAAUAUUUUCGAGGGGACGCAAACAGACUGAUUCUUCGAGUUUAGAUUCUAGAAGUGAAGAUGAAGAAAGGGAAGGAGCAUUUGCCAAAAUAUAUACCGGCGAUGAAUCGUGGUCCCAAAGGUCUGGAGACCUUGAUAAUUCUCAAAGGCUACCUGCUACUGGAAAGGGAGAGGAACAUGACACUACGGAAGUGACUGAGUUGGAUGUCAUUGAAGCUAACUUGAAGCCAGGAAUAGGAAAUUCCUCAGAUCAACAUGAUAACCAAAGUUAUAGUUUUAAACGUUUUGAUAUCACAACAGAUCCUUAUGAUCAUCGUUUUCUUGGUACAAGUGGCCAGAAUAAUGCUGGGAGGAAGUGGCUUAAGAAAGUUCAACAAGAUUGGAACAUCCUUCAGAAUAACCUGCCAGAUGGAAUAUAUGUACGUGUUUAUGAAGAUCGCAUGGAUCUUCUAAGGGCAGUGAUUGUUGGAGCAUAUGGGACUCCUUACCAAGAUGGCUUAUUCUUCUUUGAUUUCCACCUUCCACCCGAGUAUCCUGAUGUUCCUCCAUCAGCAUAUUAUCAUUCUGGUGGCUGGCGGAUAAAUCCAAACUUGUACGAGGAAGGGAAGGUUUGUCUCAGCCUUUUAAAUACUUGGACGGGCAGAGGGAACGAAGUCUGGGAUCCUUCAUCCUCGAGUAUACUUCAAAUCCUAGUUUCACUUCAAGGGCUAGUCUUGAAUUCCAGGCCUUAUUUCAAUGAAGCUGGUUAUGACAAGCAAGUUGGGACAGCUGAAGGAGAAAAAAAUUCACUAUCAUACAAUGAAAAUACCUUCUUAUUGAACUGCAAGACAAUGAUGUAUCUGAUGAGGAAGUCUCCGAAGGAUUUUGAAGAGCUUAUCAGAGAACACUUUAGGAUGCGUGGUUAUUACAUCCUUAAGGCAUGUGAUGCUUACAUGAAAGGUUUCCUCAUUGGCUCACUCAGAAAAGAUGCCUCCAUAAGCAGUCACAGCAGCGCUAAUUCUAAUUCAGUUGGUUUCAAGCUAAUGCUGGCGAAGAUCGUACCAAAACUUUUCUUGGCUCUAAAAGAAAUAGGAGUGGAGUGUGAAGAGUUCAAACAUCUCCACGAAUUGUAGCAGAGAUCUUGGCAUUUGGUAUAUAUAUCAUUUGUUCAAUCCAGCAAGGUCAGCCUUUUAAACAUUUUUAAAUGUCAAGGCAUUUGAUGGCUUCUUUUUGGGUGUACUUCUGUUUGGGAUAUGAUUUGAUACUUAUGAUGGCUGCUAGUUGGGUCAUGUCAUUUUUGCAUAGGACAGAAUGCGGGGAUUACUGCUAUGCUGUAACAUUUUCUUUACUAACACAGGUGAUUAGGAAUGAGUAGGUUGUGUUUGGACUUGGCUACUUGUUUGUCCUUGCCUAUUAACUUUCAUAGUUGUAGUCCCCUCCAAAUUUGGGGAGGCAGUUUACUAGUAAAACUUUUUGUGUUUUUCCUGAAUGAUUGGCGGCAUAGUUUAACUCAAGUUCUGUUUGGAGAAUUCUGUAAAAACCUUUUGAUUCUUGGAAACUGAUUCUUUUACAUGCUAAUCGUACUUGUCAUUUGUUCAUUAAACCUUCAAUUCCGGUUCGGUGGGCAGACUGCUAUGCUGGUUUUGCAAGUCAUGAAGAAUUGGAUGGCUAACAAGGAUUUUCUUUAUCUAAUGCCUGUGUAUUUCUUUCAUUGCCCUGUUCAUCCAUUCAUCUUCGAAGAAUAUAGUUCAGGCCCCUGAGCAAUUGACAGGGAGAUAAUGAACAGUGAAUUUCAAGCUUAUCACCAUUUAUAUUGUGGUUGCUGGGGCAAAGAGAUGAUGGCUUAAUGUUAGAAAUGGAGAAAUAACAUGAAUCAUACAUAGCAUGCUCAAAGGUGGUUCGUAUUCUUUGCUUUUGGUACUAGACGCCUUUGUAUGUCAGUUUGAUCUAGCAAUCACUUGAAUGAGCUGAGUUUGGGAUGUCUAAGCUUGUUAACACUUGAGAAACUGUUAUUAUGCAUGUUUAAUGGAAUAUAGUCUGCCAGAUGAUUCGUUCUUGA
Messenger RNA from Capsicum annuum, 4586 nucleotides. RefSeq names its product probable ubiquitin-conjugating enzyme E2 23. Lineage: Eukaryota; Viridiplantae; Streptophyta; Magnoliopsida; Solanales; Solanaceae. The record is from RefSeq and is a predicted model, not a curated record. The transcript has 8 exons. Bases 196 to 3660 code for a protein of 1154 amino acids.